AUGAGGUGCCAAAUUUCAACGUUUGUCGGCCUCGUGGAACUCGCCGUGAGCGUCGGCUCGCCAUUUGAUCCGACUCACACAUGCCUAGCGGUUGUUGUUGUUGUUGUUGUCGUCGUGGUUCUGAUGGAGCUCGAGGCUCAGGGCUCAGGCUCGCACCUCAAGCCGGCCCCUUUGAAGGCGUUCAGAGGCUCCCAAUUAUGUCGGCCACGCCCACUUUUUGUCGGUGGGAGUCCUGCCGCCCAGUCUCAGUUUCCUUCUUCUCGUCGCUGUGACUUCUGA
Molecule: messenger RNA, 279 nt
Organism: Caenorhabditis auriculariae
Lineage: Eukaryota; Metazoa; Nematoda; Chromadorea; Rhabditida; Rhabditidae
Source: the annotation of a GenBank genome assembly